Messenger RNA from Chiloscyllium plagiosum (whitespotted bambooshark), 5970 nucleotides. It is a transcript of the gene rad54l2, whose product is annotated as RAD54 like 2. Gene Ontology annotation, cellular component: nucleus. Lineage: Eukaryota; Metazoa; Chordata; Chondrichthyes; Orectolobiformes; Hemiscylliidae. Gene Ontology annotation, molecular function: ATP binding; ATP hydrolysis activity. The record is from RefSeq and is a predicted model, not a curated record.
GCCGGCAGGUGACGCAGUUGUGACUCCUGUUGGUGGCCGGACCGUUUGUUGGCGCUCCCUGUUUCCCGGGAAGAUUGUGGGGAGCGUUGGAGCAGCGCUUUCUCUGAUCGCAGUCGAUGUGAGCGGGGGCCACCAUUUUCCAAUUAAAGUCGGUUUGAGGGUCGGGUACAUGGUCACGGAGUCGCGAGUGCCUGAGGUCCACAGAGGGGGGACAAUGAGUUUGUAAUGCACAGUGUCUGCUGCUCUGGGCCAUGGAGGACGAGUCUAUCUCAGGGAGUGAUCCAGAUGUGGAGUCGGAGGAUGUGGAAGAGGAAGAGGAGGAGAUGGAGGACAAUGAUGGUGAUGACGAAGAAGACCUGGAGGAAAAUGAUGAUUCUGAGCCCACCCCUGUCGGUUCUGAGCAUUCUCCACAGCCCGAUGCCAGAGGAUGGAAAUGCUCCACUUCAACUACCUCAUCACAGAAUGAAAGGAAGCAGUCUUGCUCAGAAAAUGGCAAGAAGCAGAGGUCAACAAAGCCUGGCCACAUGAGGAGAAACAUCCGAAAACUACUACGGGAGGACCAACUUGAGGCUGGAACCAAAGCAGCACAGCUGGAGGAAUUAGAGCGACUCAAACGCCUUGAGCAACAGAGGAAGGAAUUUGUGUUACCAACUUUGCCAUUUGAUCUCAUACAAGAAUCCAAUACUCAAACCUUAAAAAAAGAACCAGUCUGGAAUGAGGAGGAAACUGCACAGAAAACAGAUGAAAUUCCUCCAAGACUCCCAAAACCUGAGGUAAUCUGUGUGGAUAUAAGCAGCGGGAGUGAAGAAGGUGCAGCAGCCGAGGAGCAGGUCUUAAAGAAUGAAGAUGUGAUUGAGCUGAGCUCAGGGGAAGAAGAUUCACUGCACAUUCUUGACAGUGAAUCCAGCAACGAAGAGGAGGAGGUGAAUGAAGAGAGUAGUGGUGCACAUGUGAACGAUGCCUUGAAUCAGCCAGAUGAUCUGGGCCGUGUCCUAGUCAACAUAAAUCAUCCACCAAAUGAGCAAGAUAUUUUCCUGGCACCCCAACUGGCACGAGCAGUCAAAUCACACCAGGUCGGUGGAAUCCGCUUCCUGUAUGACAAUCUAGUGGAAUCACAAGAAAGAUUUAAAAGUAGCAGUGGGUUUGGCUGUAUCCUAGCACACAGUAUGGGUCUUGGAAAGACCUUGCAGAUAGUCUCCUUCGUGGAUGUCCUCUUUCGAUACACAGAAGCUCGCACUGUCCUUGCUAUUGUACCGGUGAACACUUUGCAGAACUGGUUGGCAGAGUUUAACAUGUGGCUGCCUGCCCCAGAAAUACUUCCUGCAGAUUACAACUCUGAGGAGAUACAGCCCAGGAGUUUUAAAGUUCACAUCCUAAAUGACGAACACAAAACAACUGUGGCCCGUUCCAAGGUGAUUAAUGAAUGGUCAGCAGAUGGUGGUGUGCUGUUAAUGGGGUAUGAGAUGUAUCGUUUACUGUCGUUAAAAAAGUCAUUUGUUACUGGGAGGAGGAAGAAAACAAAGAAACCAGCGGGACCUGUAAUUAUAGAUCUAGAUGAGGAAGAUCGGCAACAAGAGCUAUUGAAAGGGAUUGAAAAAGCACUGGCUAGACCAGGCCCUGAUGUUGUCAUUUGUGACGAAGGCCACCGCAUAAAGAAUUGCCAUGCCAGUACAUCUCAGGCCUUGAAGAGCAUCCGUUCGAGGAGGCGAGUGGUCCUGACUGGGUAUCCACUUCAGAACAAUCUUAUGGAGUACUGGUGCAUGGUGGACUUUGUCCGGCCCGAUUUCCUUGGUACCAGGCAGGAGUUCAGCAACAUGUUUGAGCGUCCCAUCUUAAAUGGACAGUGUAUUGACUCCACACCGCAGGAUGUCCGCCUGAUGCGGUACCGCAGCCACGUUUUACACAGCCUGCUAGAAGGAUUUGUACAAAGACGAGGUCACGAUGUCUUGAGAGGUCACCUUCCUGAGAAAGAAGAACACGUGCUGCUAGUCCGUCUCUCCAAAAUUCAGCGAUCACUGUACACCGAGUUUAUGAAUCGUUUCCGAGAUGCAGGAAACAGUGGCUGGCUGGGUCUCAAUCCUCUCAAAGCAUUCUGUGUCUGCUGUAAGAUCUGGAACCAUCCAGAUGUACUUUAUGAGGCUUUGCAGAAAGAGAACUUAGCCAAUGAUCCAGAUUUAGAUCUUGAGGUAAAUGAUCUUAACACAGGUGCGCCAAAUGCACGUGCUCUGCCAGUUGGGGGCAAGAGGAAAACGGAAAGUGCAUCAACCACCAUAGAUUCAGCAAACAGCAAGUUCACGCAGAAUGUUGGCUUCAACCAUUUCCAAGACAAAACUAACCAGGUCAUUACCUAUGAGUGGGCUAAGGAUGUUUUGGCAAACUACCAACCUGGCUUGCUAGAGAACUCUGCAAAAAUGGUCCUACUGUUUGAGCUGAUAGAAGAGACCCUGAAACAUGGGGAUAAGAUCCUUGUGUUUAGCCAGAGCCUUUCUACGCUCUCAGUCAUUGAGGAAUUUCUCGGAAAGAAAAUGAUGCCAACAAAAACAGGCUCUGAGGAACCUCUACAACCAUGGAUCCGAAAUGUUAACUAUUACCGACUGGAUGGAAGCACCUCUGCAAUGGAUCGGGAACGGCUGAUCAAUCAGUUCAAUGACCCUCGCAAUACUAAAGCUAAUCUCUUCCUGUUGUCUACGCGAGCUGGCUGUUUGGGAAUCAAUCUGGUUGGGGCCAAUCGAGUGGUGGUGUUUGACGCUUCCUGGAAUCCCUGUCAUGAUGCUCAGGCAGUGUGUCGUGUGUACCGCUAUGGUCAGAAGAAGCCUUGUUUCAUAUAUCGACUGGUUUCUGACUACACCCUAGAGAAGAAGAUCUAUGAUAGGCAGAUCUCAAAGCAGGGCAUGUCUGACCGUGUUAUUGAUGAUCUCAAUCCAGUGCUGAAUUUCACCAGGAAGGAAGUGGAAUCACUCCUGCAUUUUGUGGAGGAGGAGCCUGUUUUAUCAGAUACCAGCAUUGAACCAGAGAAAAUAUGUGAUGAAGUAAUUCUCAGAGCAUGCGCCAAACAUAAACAGCUUGUCACUAAGCAACCUUUCCAGCAUGAAUCAUUGCUGAUGGACCGCAAGGAAUACAAGCUGACCAAGGCAGAGAAGAAGGCAGCGAAGAAGAGCUAUGAGGAUGAGAAACGGGCAUCAGUCCCUUACACUCGGCCAUCUUAUGCCCAGUAUUACCCAGCCAGUGACCAGAGCCUUACCAACAUCCCCAUCUUCAGCCAGCGACAUUGGAGGGGCCCAAUCAAGGGGCUGGAUGAGAAGCCAGUGGCUAGUGUUCGCCCUUUGCAGUCAACGCCAAUUCCAAUGAUGCCUCGGCAGGUGCCAGGUGGAAUGGCAAUACCGAGUUCGGGAUUUGGUCCUGUGUUCCCAGUCAGUCACCUCCAGCGUGCUGGUGUCGUGGUACAGAAAAUCGUCACCACCACAGAUAUAGUUAUUCCUGGAACCAACACAUCAACUGAUGUCCAAGCAAGGAUUAAUGCUGGGGAAAGCAUCCAUGUAAUCAGGGGAACAAAAGGGAUGUACAUACGCACCUGUGAUGGAAGGAUCUUUGCUGUGCGAAUGGGCAAUAAACCAAAAGUGACUGAGGGAAGCCAUGCAGCUGCAUCAGGUUCGCAGGCAGAUUCCCUUAAUCAUGGGGGUCACGGCUCUUCAUCCCCUGACCAGGCACAAAAGGGCCUUUCCCCAGAGGAGAUCGCACGGCCUCUUUCCCCGGACAGUCCAGAGAUUAUAAGUGAGCUCCAGCGUUACGCUGAGGCAGCAGCUGCCAGAGAGUCCAGCGACCGGCCUGGCACCGUCACCAACACACAUGGAGACCACAGCAAACUGAGGCCGGCCCAGCCAUCUGACCAACUCCUAGGCAUCAACAGUUCUGCAUCAGCCCGUGCUGCUGCCUUGAACAUGCCAACAGCAAGUCGCUAUAUGGACUGGACGUCGGGCGCUUUUGGGAUGGACGUCAGAGGAGGCAAGCGCAAGGCUUCCUCUUCUCCUUUAGAGGACCACGUCCGGAAGCAACGGCACUCAAUGCCAGCACACAACUACUCUCUUCCUGCUGGCUUUAACUUAUCGUCUGUUGGCUUGAGCCCUGAGAUGUCUGGGCUGGCUGGUAAUUGUCCGACUCUCCUGAACCCCCUGUACAGCACGGGGAGCCCCUACUACACACUGCCUGGCUUGUUGGGGGACCCACGCCUGAUGUUCCCCAUGACUACUGACCCGCGACUCGCUGCUAGCACUGCUGGCCCCGCUGCCCCUACCUCAGCCACAGGCACUGCGGCGCCCUUCAUGCUCAACCCAACCUCGACCCUGCCCGCAGGCCUGCUGCCCGGCCUGCACCACCCAUUCGCCCAGUCUCUGCUAAAUGAGCCCCGGAUGUUCGCCCCAUACCCGAUGCCCCUGCUCACCAACAGCCUGUCGGCCGGCGUGGGACAGACCAGCAGAGUCUUUGCGCCAUCAACGUCGUCAUCUUCCAGCUACCCAGCUCCGGAGUUCCUUGGCACCACGGUUCCACGAGUGGACCCACCUGCAGGCUUGGACACUGCUGGCAGUUCAGAUGACGAUGUCAUUGAGGUCACGAGUAGUAACACAGGCUGACCUACUCCUAAGGGACAGGGCUGUCAUCCAAAUCUUUUUAAGUAAUUAAUUAAUUGACAAGUCAUUCACCCGAAUUUUAUGGCCGAUGACUACCAUUGUAAAUGUUGUCUUUUUUAUGUUUUUUUAAAUUAUUGGCCAAGUGUUUUUUUUUCAUCUUUUUUAAAUAAAACUUUACGCUGGAUUUUUUUUUUUGUUUCAUGUCUGGAAGGAAUUUUUGCCUUCAUUUAAGAAUUUAAACAACCUCUGACUUAACUUGAGCAGGAAAACUGCAGUUACUUCCUGUCUUUGCUGGAGAGGGUGGUGUCAUCAAAUCUAUUUAAAGGGGCUGAGUUACAAAAAUUGACUGCCCCUUUUGUAGGUUUUUCUUUUGUGUGUUUUUUUUAAAACGAGCUGAUGUGCAACUUGCUGACGCCGGAUGAGAAAUGGAAUGGAGAGUUUUCUUCUGUUUGUAGGCGAAGAGGGUGAAGGGAGAUGUGGCAAGUGAAGAGAGUUUUUAACUCUGGGAAGGAACUGGAUUGAAAAGCCAACAGAUAAUUUAUUCCCUGACAGUUUAGAGGCUAAGUGCAACAUGCUGUGUAGUUUGUAAGGUUUCGAGCACUCUUCUCAAUCACUGAACCUGGUGUAGUUGUUUCAGUCAUCUCCCCACUAUGAUGCAUUCUCAAUGCUGACUGUUGUCAGAGAGUGGGCUUGAUGGCCUUGCUGGAAACCGGAGAAUUGUACUCCAACAUGAAACAAAGGGUCAAAAUUGAAACUGAGUGAAUGAAAAAAAAUCAUUUUUGUUCAUAAUACUUGGAGGUACCACUGAACAGCAAAAGUGGAAACUAAUUGAUUACAAGCUCCCAUUUUAUGUUCUGCAAAAUACCAUAAGCCCUGACUCUUCCUCAAUGGUUGUUAAUUUUGAAAAUUAUGAAGUUUUCAAAUACUGUAUGCUACUUGGAUUGGGUUAAUGGAUGAUUGGCAAAAUUCUUGCCUGUCCAUUAGUGAAGUUAGGGUUCAUGGGCAGGGGAAACUCUCUGAAUGAAACUAAUACGGUUGAUGUUUUAUAUAGAAUAUCUUAAUUAUCCUCUGGAACAUGACAAUGCAGUGUCAAAUCUCACAGCAGACAGGCCAUAUGAAUUAAAUCUGUAGGGAAUUGGUUCAUUCAGGUAAAAUUCAAAUUGGUGUUUUUACACUAAUAUUAAACCCAGUGGACCUGUGGAAGGUUUCCCAGUUUAAGGGUUUGCUUUAAAAUUUAGAACUAGCAUUAUUAAUAUUUUUUCUUUUGUAAGUAAACUCCACUUUAACUUAUUUAUAAACUUGGGUAUUUAUCAUCACAAGUUUCUACAGUACAGAUGUUUUGUUU